This is a messenger RNA of Prorocentrum cordatum, 369 nucleotides long. NCBI's taxonomy places the organism in Eukaryota, Dinophyceae, Prorocentrales, Prorocentraceae. The record is from the annotation of a GenBank genome assembly.
AUGCUCACCAACGUCAACACCGGGCACCGCCGGUGCGGCUCCGGGGUGCCCUGCGGCGGCCACGCGUGGAGCGAGGACGGCGUGACGUGGUCCGACACCUUCGUGGGCGCCUUCGGCCCCGAGGUGCUCAUGGAGGACGGGAGCGCUCGGAGCCUCGGCUACGUGGAGCGGCCGCAGGUUGCCCAGGAGGCACCCGGCGCUCCGCCCCUGGCGCUGUUCCUGGCCGCGGGGCCGAGGUACCUGGAGGCGCCCACGCUGACCUGGGCCCAGCGCUUCUGCGACCGGGGCCCCAUGGAGGCCGGCCUGUGCGGCUUCAUGGGCGGUCUCCCGCUCGGGGCGUCCGCGCCGGAGCCGCGGGUGUUCGUGUGA